Brassica napus (rape) is the source of this 624-nucleotide messenger RNA. Its product is annotated as B3 domain-containing protein REM9-like. The coding region runs from base 1 to 624 and encodes 207 amino acids. Lineage: Eukaryota; Viridiplantae; Streptophyta; Magnoliopsida; Brassicales; Brassicaceae. Gene Ontology annotation, molecular function: DNA binding. The transcript is spliced from 5 exons. The record is from RefSeq and is a predicted model, not a curated record.
AUGGCGAAUCCACAUGAACCUCAUUUCUUUAAGCCUCUGCUUCCUGGUUUCCAGAGUGGCGUCACAAUACCACUUGCCUUCUUCUCAAAGCACAUAGAAGGGAAGACGAACCAGAAAACAUGGAAACUAAGAUCGGACGCUUCAGAUCAAACUUGGGAAGUGAUACAAGAAGGCAGGACACUCACCGGAGGUUGGAAAGAUUUCACCACAACACAUGACCUUCAAAUCGGUGACCUUGUCAUCUUCAAACACGAAGGAGACAUGGUGUUUCAUGUCACUCCUUUUGGUCCUAGCUGUUGUGAGAUUCAGUAUACACAUCCUCACAUCAUCAAGGAAGAAGCCGAUGCGGGUGAUGCUGAUGACAAUGAGAUUAGUAAGUCUCAAUCAAAGUUCAUCGUUUUGGUCCUACCUGUUGAGGAACAGGGGCAACGUCUUCUUUGUCAUUCGACUACUUUUUUGGCUGAGGUCACUGCUUCAAAACUAAAAGCAGACAAACUUUAUCUUCCUAAGCGAGCUACGAGUUCUACUGUUUUGAACAAGCAAUGCCAAGAGAUGAUACUAGUGAACAAAGAAGGAAAUUCAUGGACUGCAAGUGACAUUGCUUCUGGCUCACGGGUGAAUUAG